CCCAUAGUAUUCUCUAGCAACAUGGAACCCACAAACCAAACAGUUGUCUCAGAAUUCCUCCUUCUGGGACUGACAAUGGACCCAGCACUGCAGUCCCUCAUCUUCAGCCUCUUCCUGUCAAUGUACCUAGUCACCAUCCUGGGAAACCUGCUCAUCAUCCUGGCUGUCAGUUCUGACCCCCAUCUCCACACCCCCAUGUACUUCUUCCUCUGCAGCCUGUCCUUUAAUGACAUCUGUUUAAGCACAAGCACAGUCCCCAAGAUGCUGGUGAACAUCCAAACACAGGAUCAGAGCAUCACUUACAUAGGAUGUCUCUCCCAGAUUUUUUUUGUCUUAAUUUUUGCAUAUUUGGAAAAUUUUCUCCUUGCAGUGAUGGCCUAUGACCAGUAUGUGGCCAUUUGUCAUCCCUUGAGGUACACAGUCAUCAUGAUGCCCCACCUCUGUGUACUGCUGGUUCUGUUCUCCUUGUUCAUCAGCUCUGUGGAUGCCCUCCUCCACACUCUGAUGGUGCUGAGGCUGUCCUUCUGCACAGACCUGGAGAUCCCCCACUUCUUCUGUGAACUUGCUCAGGUCAUCAAGCUGGCCUGUUCUGAUACCUCAGUGGAUAAUGUACUGAUAUAUGUUGCAACUUGUAUGUUUGGUGGCAUUCCUCUUUCUGGGAUCAUCUUCUCUUACAUUCACAUUGUGUCCUCUGUCUUGAGAAUGCCCUCAUCAAGAGGAAAGCAUAAAGCUUUUUCUACCUGUGGGUCUCACUUGUCUGUUGUCUCCUUGUUCUAUGGGACAGGUGCAGGGGUGUACAUUAGCUCUGCAGUGACCAACUCUCCCAGAAAGACAUCUGUGACUUCAGUAAUGUAUUCUGUGGUUCCUCAGAUGCUGAACCCCUUCAUCGACAGCUUGAGGAAUAGGGACUUGAAGGAGGCUUUGAGGAAUAUCAUUGGAAAGACAACUUCCUUUCUAUGA
This is a messenger RNA of Sciurus carolinensis (gray squirrel), 960 nucleotides long. RefSeq names its product olfactory receptor 7G2-like. The record is from RefSeq and is a predicted model, not a curated record. Gene Ontology annotation, molecular function: olfactory receptor activity; G protein-coupled receptor activity. Gene Ontology annotation, cellular component: membrane. Bases 22 to 960 code for a protein of 312 amino acids. Lineage: Eukaryota; Metazoa; Chordata; Mammalia; Rodentia; Sciuridae. Gene Ontology annotation, biological process: G protein-coupled receptor signaling pathway. The transcript has a single exon.